GGCUUGGCAGAACGCAGCAUUCCAUUCCAUGGUUGCACGCCCAGCGAUGGCGUGAGUGCGCCAGGCGACAUACACCUCUCUCUAUCUCUAGGUAGUGCAGUACGAGAUUAGGGCGGGUUGGAAGUUAGCUGGAUAACAGAAGUGUUCUAGUCACGUCGCGUCACCUACCUGUUGACCUGUGGCGAUUCGCAUCGUCAAGCCACCCUGCCGGCCGCACUUGAACUCUCUGGCAUUUUGCAGGUCAACCGUGAUCUCGUGUUACGCGCUAGACGGCAAUUCUGGGUCGUAACCAUUUUGCGUGCACGCUUGUGAAUCCGAGACUCGAGUAAUGCGUGUGCGCGCGGCAUAGCGCCGCUGCAGCGUCGCCAUGGUUCCCAAGGGCGACUCGCCCACCAUGCACGUGCGGCGGUGGGUGCGCCACCAUUGGCUGCCCUCAACCACCGCCGUCGCCACUCCCCCAUGCCAAAUGCCCUCGCCGUCCCGCCAGCAUUCUAGUAGUACCGCUACGACUCCGCCUGGUAGUGGCAGGCGCGCCGACCCCGUGGUAGAGGGGCUGGGGGAGGUCGGCAAAAGGCCGCACCAUCGCCAUGAAAAGGCCCCGGCGGCGGGCCAACCAGCACCAGCACUGCACGCAUCCCCGACUCGACCUCCCAUGCCGCUCCCCUCUCGCUCGCGCCUUGAUUCUCCAACCUCCCGUGCGGACCAACCACACCCUCCCGUCUCACUCGCGAGCCCCGCUCCACUGGUAACCACCGCCUUCUCCUCGCCGCCGCUGCCGCUGCCCAUGAGGGGCGAGGCGCAGGGCGGCGCGGCGUGGCAAGGCGCGGACGGCGGCAACACGUCAGGGCGGUCGGCGACGAGCGCCAGCAGCGCGGAGUGGUGGAGCCCCCCGCGGGGCGCGCGCACUGCCGGUGACGCGGGGGGCAAUGCGGCAGGGCUGGGGGCGGCGGAGAGGAGGGGACGGAGCGGCGCGAGCAGCGAGGAUGACGGCGAGGCUCGUUCCGACAACGAGCGGCACUCGGGGCACUCGCUCGUCGCCAACGCCGCGUCGCCGCUGCCAUCGUGGUGCCAUGCGCUCUCAUCCUCCCCGCGUGCCCCCGCCGCCUCCGACGGCGCGUCCGCACCCGUUGCCCCCCGGCAUGACAGCGACAGCGCGGCCAGCCCCCACGGCAGCGCAAGGCGGUGGGGAAGGGGAGGGCCGUCGGGCGGAGGAUGGGCCCUCAGCCGCAGCUGGAGCAGCAGCGGAAUCAGCUAUCCCCGCGCCGAUGGCGGAGUGAAUGGCAGCGGGGGAUACGGCGGGGCGAGUGGUGCGGGGAGCGGCGGCGGGAGCGGGAAGGCGUGCUGGUUCGGGUUCCAGCGGGGCAUCAGCGCGGACUACGACAUCGGCGACCUGGUCGGGCGCGGGCGCACGGGGGAGGUGCGCCGAGCGACGGCGCGCAAGGGCGCGCGGAGGGGGCGGCGGGGGAGGGCGGAGGAGCGGGGGCAGCCGGUGGUGGUGAAGACGAUCCGAAAGGCGGAGCUCACCACCGACGAGAUGCGUGCGGCGGUGCGGCGCGAGGUGGCGGUGCAGCGCCUGCUGCCGGCGCACCCGCACGUGGUGGCGUUCGAGGGCGCGUACGAGGACCACGGCAACGUCUACCUCGUGCUGCAGGAGUGCGAGGGCGGCGAGCUCAUGGACCUCAUGAUGGCGUCAGGCGUGGGCCAUGCGAGCGAGGCAGCGGCGCGGAACGUGGUGUGGCAGCUGCUGCACGCGCUGGCGCACUGCCACGCGCACGGGGUCGUGCACCGCGACGUCAAGCCCGAGAAUGUCCUCUUGGUCAGGAGCGGCAGCAGCAGCGCCCAUGACCCCCCCCAAGUGAAGCUCAUCGACUUCGGCCUGGCCGCGCUGCUGCCGCCCCUGCCCCUCUCCGCCUUCCCUGCUCCCUCCGCCACCACUGCUGCUGCCUGCCCAUCCGACGCAGUAGCAGCAGCAGCCUCGAGCAGCGCACAGCACACGGCAGAGCAGGGCCACAAGCAGAAGUCGGCCCAGUCGAGCUCAACUAUGCCCACCAUACCCCCAGCCACCGUGCCCGGCAUCCCCACCCCUGUGACCUCGCCCCUUCCCGUUACCACCCCACCCCAACCAUCCCUUGUCACGGCCCCCCUGGCGGUGCCGCUGCCGCACCUGCAGCAGGCGCUGUGGGAGGUGGUGGGGUCGCAGGACUACCUGUCCCCGGACGUCAUCCACGCCGCCUACGGCACGCCCGCCGACGUCUUCUCCCUCGCGUCCCUGGCGUACCUGCUGCUGUGCGGCCGCCUGCCCUUCUCGCCCUCGCCGCGCUGCCUCGCCUCCACACUGCACGCCGUGGCCACGCUGCCCGCGGGGUUUGGGGAGAGCGCGUGGGGGCUGGGGCGAGAGGGCGAGGAGAAGGAGGAGGAGAAAGGGGCGUGUGUGUCGAGGGAGGGGCGGUGUGCGGUGCAGAGCAUGAUGGCCAAGGACGCUGCCAGGCGACCCACGGCCACCAUGAUGCUCGCACACCCCUGGUUCCGCCAGCUGCACAGCUCGCCCUCGCCGCCUCAACCCACCACCGCACCUGGCACUGGGCCUGUGUGUGCUGCUGUCCCCCUGGACCCCUGUGUGCCCUUCUGCCUGCUGCACGUGCUGGCACUGGGUGCACCGGCUGCACAGCAGCUCAAGUCGCAGGCCCUGAGUCUGUACGGGGGCCAUGCGUGGGUGCGUGUGUAUGCUGUGUGGCAGUGCCACCACCUGCUUGGCGUGUGGCUGGGAGACAGCGUGCCCCCGGAGCAGGGGAGCACCAGCGUGCCCCUGUCGCAAGUACACAAGGCCCUCUCGCGCUGCGCAUGCAAGCCUCUCAGGGACGCCUUCCACAAGCAGGGGUCACGCCUUGGACUGAAACGAGCAAAAGUAAACGAAGUAGACGUUUUGAUGGCGGCCACGCUGGUCAUGUUACCGUGUUUACCAUAAUCCAGUGAAAAAUGUGUUCGUUAGAUGCCUAAAAUCUUAGCCACCACAAUUCCUUGCAUGGGGCACCUGACCUGGCACGAGUGGGGCACAGCAGCAGUAGUAGCAAGACCUUGUUGUGGUAUAAUUCAUACUUAGCAUUUCUGUAAUUUGUUUGUCGAUAGAUGGUGUCGAUGUCAAACAUGUAUAUCUGUUAUGUUUGCAUAGACUGUAUAGGGUCACC
Closterium sp. NIES-67 is the source of this 3185-nucleotide messenger RNA. Lineage: Eukaryota; Viridiplantae; Streptophyta; Zygnematophyceae; Desmidiales; Closteriaceae. The record is from the annotation of a GenBank genome assembly.